Molecule: messenger RNA, 3540 nt
Organism: Saimiri boliviensis boliviensis (Bolivian squirrel monkey)
Lineage: Eukaryota; Metazoa; Chordata; Mammalia; Primates; Cebidae
Gene: POLR1B
Product: RNA polymerase I subunit B
Biological process (GO): DNA-templated transcription
Cellular component (GO): nucleus
Molecular function (GO): DNA binding; DNA-directed RNA polymerase activity; ribonucleoside binding
Source: RefSeq, a predicted model, not a curated record
GCUGCGGAAGCGGGACUCCGGCCACUCCUUCCGGCGCGUACUGAGCGACCGGCGUUAGGUGUGCAAGUAGCCACAUGGAUCCCUGCAGCCGGUGGCGAAACCUCCCCAAUGGGCCUAGCCUAAAACACCUGACCGAGCCGUCUUAUGGAAUCCCGCGGGAACAGCAAAAGGCCGCGCUACAGGAGCUGACGCGGGCGCAUGUGGAGUCCUUCAACUAUGCUGUGCACGAAGGUCUCGGCCUCGCGGUGCAGGCUAUACCUCCCUUCGAAUUUGCUUUCAAAGAUCAGCGUAUCUCUUUUACUAUUCUGGAUGCUGUUAUCAGUCCACCUACAGUUCCAAAAGGGACCAUCUGCAAAGAGGCCAGUGUUUAUCCAGCAGAAUGCCGGGGCCGAAGGAGUACCUAUCGUGGGAAGUUGACAGCCGAUAUCAACUGGGCAGUGAAUGGAAUCUCAAAAGGAAUCAUUAAGCAGUCUCUGGGCUAUGUUCCCAUCAUGGUGAAGUCCAAGCUUUGCAACUUAUACAACCUUCCCCCACAAGCCCUCAUUGAGCACCAUGAGGAGGCAGAGGAAAUGGGGGGCUAUUUUAUAAUCAAUGGCAUUGAAAAGGUCAUCCGAAUGUUGAUUAUGCCUCGGAGAAAUUUUCCCAUUGCAAUGAUAAGACCAAAAUGGAAAACCAGAGGGCCUGGUUAUACUCAGUAUGGAGUUUCAAUGCACUGUGUGAGAGAAGAACAUUCUGCUGUCAAUAUGAACCUCCACUACUUGGAAAAUGGCACUGUUAUGUUGAACUUUAUUUACCGGAAAGAACUGUUUUUUCUUCCUUUGGGAUUUGCACUUAAGGCACUUGUCAGCUUUUCUGAUUAUCAGAUCUUUCAGGAGCUCAUCAAAGGAAAAGAGGAUGAUUCUUUCUUUAGAAACUCUGUUUCUCAGAUGUUAAGGAUUGUAAUGGAAGAGGGUUGUUCCACGCAAAAACAGGUCCUUAACUAUCUAGGUGAAUGCUUCAGAGUAAAGCUCAAUGUUCCUGACUGGUACCCAAAUGAGCAAGCUGCGGAGUUCCUGUUGAACCAGUGCAUCUGUAUCCACUUGAAAUCCAAUACUGAAAAGUUUUAUAUGCUUUGUCUCAUGACGCGAAAGCUCUUUGCUUUAGCCAAAGGAGAGUGCAUGGAGGACAAUCCUGAUAGUUUAGUGAACCAAGAAGUCCUUACACCGGGUCAGCUCUUCCUUAUGUUUCUGAAGGAAAAACUGGAAGGUUGGUUAGUGUCUAUUAAAAUAGCUUUUGAUAAGAAGGCUCAGAAGACCAAUGUGUCCAUGAACACUGACAAUUUGAUGAAGAUUUUUACUAUGGGACUAGACCUUACAAAACCAUUUGAAUACCUUCUUGCUACAGGGAAUCUGCGUUCUAAAACAGGUCUUGGCCUCCUUCAAGAAUCUGGACUUUGUGUCGUGGCUGACAAGCUGAACUUCAUACGCUAUCUCUCCCAUUUCCGCUGCGUGCACAGAGGGUCUGAUUUUGCCAAGAUGAGGACCACCACAGUACGCCGACUGCUGCCAGAGUCUUGGGGCUUCCUUUGUCCGGUGCACACCCCAGAUGGGGAGCCCUGUGGCCUGAUGAACCACCUAACUGCCGUAUGUGAGGUUGUCACACAGUUUGUAUAUACGACAUCCAUUCCAGCUUUACUCUGCAACUUGGGGGUCACUCCUGUUGAUGGAGCUCCCCACCGACCGUACAGUGAGUGCUACCCUGUCCUGCUGGACGGCGUCAUGGUUGGCUGGGUGGAUAAGGAACUUGCUUCAGGCAUCGCAGAUUCUCUUCGUCAUUUUAAGGUAUUGAGAGAGAAAAGAAUUCCUCCCUGGAUGGAAGUGGUCCUUAUACCCAUGACAGGAAAACCAAGUCUGUACCCAGGAUUGUUCCUUUUUACCACUCCUUGUAGACUGGUACGGCCUGUGCAGAACUUGGAAUUGGGCAAAGAAGAACUAAUUGGAACUAUGGAACAGAUCUUCAUGAAUGUCGCUAUCUAUGAGGAUGAAGUUUUUGCUGGAGUUACCACACACCAGGAACUCUUUCCACACAGCCUGCUGAGCGUGAUCGCCAACUUCAUCCCUUUCUCUGAUCACAACCAGAGUCCACGGAACAUGUACCAGUGCCAGAUGGGUAAGCAAACUAUGGGCUUUCCACUUCUCACUUAUCAAGACCGAUCAGAUAACAAACUGUAUCGUCUUCAGACUCCUCAGAGUCCCUUGGUGAGACCCUCCAUGUAUGAUUAUUAUGACAUGGAUAACUAUCCAAUUGGGACCAAUGCCAUUGUUGCUGUGAUUUCUUACACUGGCUAUGAUAUGGAAGAUGCCAUGAUUGUGAAUAAGGCCUCUUGGGAACGAGGCUUUGCCCAUGGAAGUGUCUACAAGUCUGAGUUCAUAGACCUCUCUGAAAAAAUUAAACAAGGAGAUAGUAGCCUGGUGUUUGGAAUCAAACUUGGUGACCCACGGGUUUUGCAGAAGUUAGAUGAUGAUGGACUGCCGUUUAUAGGAGCAAAACUGCAGUAUGGAGAUCCGUAUUACAGCUACCUAAACCUCAACACCGGGGAAAGUUUUGUGAUGUACUAUAAGAGUAAAGAAAAUUGCGUUGUGGAUAACAUCAAAGUGUGCAGUAAUGACACUGGGAGUGGAAAAUUCAAGUGUGUUUGCAUCACUAUGAGAGUGCCUCGGAACCCAACUAUUGGAGAUAAAUUUGCCAGUCGUCAUGGGCAGAAGGGCAUUUUGAGCAGAUUGUGGCCUGUUGAGGACAUGCCUUUUACUGAGAGUGGGAUGGUCCCAGACAUUCUGUUCAAUCCCCAUGGUUUUCCAUCCCGCAUGACCAUUGGGAUGUUAAUUGAGAGUAUGGCUGGGAAGUCUGCAGCUUUGCAUGGUCUCUGCCAUGAUGCUACACCCUUCAUCUUCUCAGAGGAGAACUCAGCCUUAGAAUACUUUGGUGAGAUGUUAAAAGCUGCUGGCUACAAUUUCUAUGGCACCGAGAGGUUAUAUAGUGGCAUCAGUGGGCUAGAACUGGAAGCAGACAUCUUCAUAGGAGUGGUUUAUUAUCAGCGCUUACGCCACAUGGUCUCAGACAAGUUUCAAGUAAGGACAACUGGAGCCCGCGACAGAGUCACCAACCAGCCUAUUGGUGGAAGAAAUGUCCAGGGUGGAAUCCGUUUUGGGGAGAUGGAACGGGAUGCGCUUUUAGCUCAUGGUACAUCUUUUCUCCUUCAUGACCGCCUCUUCAACUGCUCGGAUCGGUCGGUAGCCCACGUGUGUGUGAAGUGUGGCAGUUUACUCUCUCCACUGUUGGAGAAGCCACCCCCUUCUUGGUCUGCCAUGCGCAAUAGAAAAUACAACUGUACUCUGUGUCAUCGCAGUGACACUAUCGAUACUGUUUCUGUGCCUUAUGUUUUUCGGUAUUUUGUAGCUGAACUGGCAGCUAUGAACAUCAAAGUGAAACUGGAUGUUGUUUAACUUGAUGUUGGCCUUUUGGAUUAGGAGACCUAUCAGAUUAAAGCAAAAUGUAAUUUUA